AACAGGAAAGAGGUGCUUCAUUCAAGUUAGGAUUAUGUUUCAUGUCUCAAGUGCGAAUAAUAUAAGUCUUCCUUAUACCAUUAUACAACAAUUAUAUUUGGACGCUGAACUGUGUACACAUAUGUUGGCGACAUUAUGUAUACUGAUCCAAGAAUAUUUUCAAAUCACAAAUCAUGUCGACAAGUGUAGACAGAUCCAAACCAGUAAUUCCACCAAAGCCUAAAGAAAUAUUAAACAAGGCUACAAAGUUAAUAAAAGGAAACUCUUUGAUGAAACAAAAUGUCGACAGUAAUGUCCUGAAAAAACGUCCAAAAGUUCCUCCAAAACCAGUAUUGAAAUGUACAUUGGACAAAACGACUGCCGUCACUGACUCAAAAUGUUUACACUCACCAGCAAAAGAUGGAAGUGUUAAGAAACAACGCCCAUCAGUGCCACCAAAACCAACACUUAAGCCUAAAACUGAUAGUAAAAAUGAUGAAGCAAACUUCGCCAAUUUACAGGAAGAUGCUAAGGAACACGAACGUGUACCAAGACCUUCAAAACAGGUGCUUGGACCAAUUGUGUCAGAAAAGAAUAAUAUCAAAGAUUGCAUUCCUUUACAACACGAUUUAAUUAAUGACAAUGAUUAUAAAAGUCAGGAUGCGCAAGUGCAAACUGCCUAUCAAAUAAUCACCCCAAACAAUGAACAUAAGCAAAAUGGGUAUUUAUCACAUAAUGAAAAGGAAAUUCAUGCUAAGUUCGGUCUCUCACAAAAUGCAUCAUUCCAAAAACAAAAUACAACAGAAAGAACGUUAUUUCAUAACGUAACUGGAAAUCUUAUGGAAGGAGAUUGCAACGCAAAUCAGACACACGAAACGCAAAUUUUAACGUCGACCAGUGAUUUUAGUAUUAACAGUUUUUCAAAUCUGAACACAAAUAAUGAUAAAACCGAUAAAGGUGAUAAGACUGAGAAAAGAAAAGAAGCUAUAAGCGAUCAUGUAGACAUUCUUUUAAAUGUAAAUCCCUCGUGUUCAAAAGAACUAAGUGCUGAUUCACAACAAAAGAAAACGUGUUCUCAUGGGUAUGAAGGUUCACUUAUUUUGCCUCCUUCUCCUUUAAAUGUGAAGGGAAUUGAAUCUUUUGAAGACGCACGUAUAAGAAAUAUCGAUGAAAGUAGCAGUAAAGAUAACGAAGAACUUAUUAACAAAAUGGUAACCAAAGACUACGUCAAUAUCAUCCAAACACACGAUGAUGCACGAUCUGAGAUCGGGAUUAGGGAUAUCACUGAUGAAGAAGUGUUUAAACAAGCCAUUAAAACUGAAAAUAAUUCUAAAGCUGUCCACGAUGAUAUUCGCAUUUCAAGUCGAUCAGAAGAUGAAAAUGUUAAUGAGACAUUUUUGCCUGAGGACACAUCAAAUGAAAAACUUUCAGAAACAUAUGCAGCUCGUAAAAAAACUGAUAAAGAGUAUUUUGUCCCAUUUUUAUUACGACCAAGUAUUACACAAAAUGAAGAAAAGAUACUAGAUAUUAAAGAUUUACAGCCAACAGAUACAAAACAAAGUGCUGAUGAGACGUCGUUGAUCGCUCCACCAAGACCCCCACGACCACCACCUGAAAAGGUUUACUAUGUGGCAGAACGUGAUGUCAUUCCGAUUCCACCCAGUACAUAUUUAAAUUUGCAUCGUGGUGAAAUCUGCGAAAUUUUAGACGACACCAACAAGGAAUUUUGGGUUGCGAGAAAAUUGGAUGGAAAAAUAGGUCGAAUAAUUUCGAGAUUUGUCAGCAUUAAACCGGAGCUUGACAUGAACCCUUGGUUUUAUAAGGAUGUUACAUCACAGCAUUGUGAAUACAUUCUCAGAGAGGUUGGAGUAGAUGGAUGCUUUAUUGUACAAGAAGCAGAUUUUUCACCUUACGUGUUGAUGUUAUUCUGCGAAGAUCGCACUGGUGGCCAAGUGUAUCGGUACCCUAUCAACCUGAAAAAUAAAUACUUUUUUUUGAAUCCACAAACACUGUUUGUGUCAAUUCCUGAUCUCAUACGCUACCAUUAUAAACGAUCCGGCUGUUUACGUACAUUUUUGAAGUGUUCACCACCUUUGAAGUAUAAGGAAACCCAGGAAUUUUCUCUUUCAGAUAAACUAGAGAUCGAGAAAAAUGACAUAGAAAAUUUUCGGCAAAUUGGAUCAGGAAGAUUUGGUGUUAUACAUAGAGGUAAAUUUGGAAGGACAGAAAUAGCAGUUGAAAUCAUUAAAAACAUUCAUAGUUUUCAUGAACAUAUGUUGAUGGAGGCCAGAAUUAUGUCUAAUUUAAAUCAUCCAAAUUUGGUGCAGUUAUAUGGCAUAGUUUCCAAAUCUUUACCGUUGAUGAAAAUAACAGAGUUUAUGCGGAACGGAAACUUAUACCGUUUUCUUAAAGCAAAUAGACUAGGUCUGUUACUUGAUUGUGAAGUCUUAACAGAUAUGUGUCGUCAAGUUUGUCGAGGGAUGGAAUAUUUACAUAAUCAAGGAUAUAUUCUACGUAACUUAUCAGCAAAGAAUUGUUUGGUAGGCAAUAAUGGGAUCGUAAAAGUUUCUGAUUUUGCUAGGGCGAGGUAUUUAAGAAAAGGAGAAACUGUAACCUUUAAUGCCAUACGGGUUCCAUGGGCACCACCCGAAGUUUAUCUGUCUAGAAAAGGAGACAUCAAGUCAGAUAUCUGGUCUUUUGGUGUUUUAAUGUGGGAAAUAUUUACGUGUGGUGAUGUGCCUUUCAUAUAUGAACGUGACAGAAAUGUCAAAAGAAUAAAGAUUUACCCACCUCCAAAACCGACUUCAUGUCCUAAAGACAUAGACAUGUUAAUGUUGCGGUGCUGGGAAUAUGAACCUUCUAAAAGACCUACAUUCAAGGAUUUGAAGACUCAUCUUGAAGAAUGUUACUUGAAGAUACAGGAUGAUGAAGACGAUUCAGACUCCCAACAACUUGCUGAAUUAGGAUUUGAUAACGUAGACAAACAACUUUUUAUGCAUGCAUUGAAAGAAGGAAACGAAUCAGAUAACUUCAUCAGGGUUAUGGUUGUUGGAAAUUUUAACCAGGGUAAAACAAGUCUAACAAGAAGGCUUUUAGAGCUUCCGAUGGAAAACAUUGAAAGUACAGAUGGUAUAGAUAUUCAUGCAGCAAAUUGUGAGGACAAUGUUAUAUGGAAAACAACUGUUUCCCAUGCUGCUGAGAUAAAAGGUGCACGUCGAUUAGCAAACAUUAUAAUACAAAGCAUUAAAACAAUUAAUAAUACUGAAACACUGGACGAUGACAAUGGACAGGAAGACAGUAUGAUGCUACCGGGAGAAUGCAAUGAUGUUGAUGAUAAAAAUGCUGAAUCAUUUGAAAAUGAUAAUACAUGUAAUUCUCUUGACGAAAAAGUAAAUCAAGGCGAUAUUCUAGAAGCAGUCACAGACAAAGACUUUUCUGAAACAUCAUUUUCAGAGACAUCCUCGGAGGACAACAGUGAAAUAGAGGAAUGUUUCACAUCCGGUUCAGACGUAUCUGAAGAUAAAGCAAUCACAAACGAGCCAGACCUACACAUAAAAGCAGUAGAUAUGCUUUCAGAAUUUACAGAAAAAUUGAAAGAUGAAAACUAUUAUGCAUCAAACAAAAAUGACAAUAGUAUUAACGUCAAUAUUUGGGACUUUGGAGGACAGUUCAUUUAUUAUGCCACUCACCAGAUUUUUCAUUCAAGAGACGCAAUAUAUCUUUUAGUUUUUGACCUAACGAAGGACCUUGAUAGCAUAGUAGAGGAUGAAGAUUUUCCAGACAGAAAGUUUGAUAUGAGGACAUGCUUGAAAUUUUGGAUCAUGUCAGUGCAUGCUUUUGUCGGAACAAAGGACGGCAAGGAACCAAAAAUAAUACUUGUAGGGACACACAAGGCUGAUUGCAUCAGCAAAAGUGAUAUUGAAAAGAAGUUUGACGACGUAUAUGAUCUCUUAAUAAAAUCGAAAGCCAGAAAUCACAUCUACAGGAUGCCAUUUGCUAUCGAAAACACAGAUCCAAACGACACCGGUAUUACUGAAUUAAAGACAGCAAUAUUUGAAAUAGGAUCAGAAAAAGCUAAAGCCAGCAAGGUUCCAGCAAAAUGGAUUCAAUUAGAAGAGGCAUUAAAAGGAAACAAAGAAAAUAGAAAGAUUUUAAAAUAUGAGGAUGUUCAAAACAUAGACAAGUCUACAGAUUUGCCUAUCAAUGAUGAGGGUCAGUUAAAGCUUUUCCUAAAAUAUCACCAUGCAAAAGGAACAAUUGUGUACUUUGAUGAGGAAAAUCUUCGGGAAUUUGUCGUUAUUGAUCCGCAAUUUUUGGUGGAUGCUUUUAAAUGUAUCAUUACAUCUAAACGAUUUUGUAAGUGGAGAUCAGACAUACAUGAGUUAUGGGAAAAGUUGAUAGAAACCGCAGUUCUAGACAAAUAUUUGUUGAACAGCAUUUGGGAGCAUGAUGACAAAAACCAUUUUAUGGAACAUAGAGAUAUUCUGUUGGCUUUUUUGCAGAGACAUCGAAUAUUGGCUGAGAUGCAGGUAAUUGAUGAGAUUACUAGUGAUGCAAGAGGCACGGGGAAAUACAUUGUACCAAGUCUUUUAAAAAGUGAGGGUGAUCAAUCAAUUCUAAAGAAAUGUGUAGAAGGAAAGAAUUAUUCGUUAGUCAUACUUGGUCUUUCAUUGGAAGAUACAACGAUUAUCAAAACUGUAUUUGAAAGAACUACUGCAGCAGCUCUCGAGAGAUGGCCGCCAAUAGAGAUAGAUGGCAUAUCGUUGGUAUUUCAGAGUACUUCUUUCUACCUUCUUGAUCUUCAACAUGCAGGUAUCAUUGCAUAUUCUACUGAAAGGGGAAUUGAGUUAGCAGUAGUCAAUCAAUGCCCUCCAGCAAAUGUUGAAAGUGCGGUUUGUGACCGUUUCCGUAGAUUCGUAGAAACUGUCGUUUCAAACGAGUUCCGGCGUCACAACUGCAGUAGAAACGAUAUUCCUUUUACUUAUUACCUGAAGUGCAACCAUGCCGCUCAUAAAUGUCAAGGAAGUAAAAAUGUUCAUUAUGGAUUAGAGAACAUCAAAAAGAAAUAUCGUGUAUGCUGCCCAGAUAAUUCAAACCAUGCAAUAAUUACGAAGAAAGCAUUAGCAGAAUGGUUUCAAGAUGGAACUAUUAUUAAUAACGAAAAAGGCCUUCAAAAGAUAGUCACGGAAAAGGACUUGACGAAAGUUGCCUUAACUAUCGGUCAGAAUUGGGAGCUAUUAGGACCCAUGUUAGGUGUCAGCAAAGUAGAUGUUGAACGAAUAAAAAUGGACCAUAAGCAUUGUACAGAGACAUCUAUUUUUUACAUGUUGCACAAAUGGAAUAUGCAAUGUCCUGAUAAAAAUACCAUGGGCGAUUUGAUAAAUACAAUGAAAGAAUGUGAGGCACUCUCAGUGGAUUGGGAUAAAGUCAACAACCUAUUGGACGGGUUCUUCGUGCAAUAAAGGUGAAGCAGAAAAAAGGCGUUUUCAACAACAACAACAACAACAACAACAACCCAGCUCCAUGAAUAAUUAAUUGCCCCGGAUUAAAGUAAAAACAAAUUAUCAUUCAUUGUCCAUUGAACCAUGUGAAAUUGAACAAAGAGUAAUUAUAAUGAACUCUACCACUACACACAAAGUUUUUUGUUGGUUACUUCUGUGAUUUAUACUUUACACAUAAUACGCUGUGUGUCUAAAAUGUCAAGCGAAUAGACUUCUUGGUGUAUUUUAAAUGAUAUGUUAUUCGGAAAGGUUCUUUGUGUUAUAAACGUACACGUUCUUAUAUGGCAAUUCUACGGAUGUUGACACUGAUUAGUUGAGGUUAAUAACACUAUACAAGUAUGUGCUAUGACACAAAUACUGUAGAUUUUACUUUUGUAACAGUUAAAAGAACGUUAUUCAAUGAAAUGAUUCAAGUACAUUUAUUUACGUAAAUUGUCUUUGACUUAUUUUUUUGUUCUUUUUGUGAACUUAUUAUCUAAAUCUCAAUUUCAUUGUUUGAUAUACUAAUACAUGUACAUGUUUAAAAUGA
This is a messenger RNA of Ruditapes philippinarum (Manila clam), 6009 nucleotides long. RefSeq lists its product as uncharacterized. Gene Ontology annotation, biological process: signal transduction; peptidyl-tyrosine autophosphorylation. Gene Ontology annotation, molecular function: ATP binding; protein binding; non-membrane spanning protein tyrosine kinase activity. The coding region runs from base 174 to 5441 and encodes 1755 amino acids. The transcript has 15 exons. NCBI's taxonomy places the organism in Eukaryota, Metazoa, Mollusca, Bivalvia, Venerida, Veneridae. The record is from RefSeq and is a predicted model, not a curated record.